UGACCUUAAAUUACACUUUAAUGCCAUGUAAUGUUUAUAAUGCAUGGAACGUACUCUAAUUUAAUCUAAUUGUAAGGGUUAUAGUGUUUGUAUCGUGAAUCCAUUCCAUUUUGACGCCGUAGGACGAGGUUUAGGACCUCCCUAAAACCGAUGAAAUCGGAGGCUUUACUGGUACGAUCAUGGUGGCGCUACAAAGAAAAUAAACGUUAAAACUUCACUUUUCACAUUCCACCAGACCUCUUGCCGAUCAGAAGCGAGUACCUGGCACUGCACUGGUAUUUUCUCUGAGAAACGCUCCUUUAAGCAAUGUGGAAAGCCGCAGAGUCGACUAUUGGUUGGCUUUCCCCGAGACUCCCCUGAAGUUUGAGAUGCACACACGAGGGCUCUCUGCCUGGGUGGUCGCUCUACUUUAGUGAGCUGUUGCUAAGCAGCUAAUAAUAGUCGUGUUUGCUGAGUAAUUUUUGCCCUGCUGGAACCAAUCAGAAGCAAGAAAGUCCAGCAAUCUGACAGCCCGAGAGGCGGGAUCUUGAUUCUCUUUGCUUCACCCCUCCUCCUCUGCCUCCAAAUGGAGAGAGCUCUUUUUUCUCAUCUAUUGAAUCUCGGCCCAGGGGAAGACCACAGAGAGCCUGCAGAAUGCUACGUUUGUCGACGCUCCUUCGCCGCGUUUCUGUGUAUGGGAAGCACUUCGCUCAGCUCGCGUUUUGAGACGACCUACUGCUCCGGACACACGGUGAAUGUACGCGGCGGUGGAGACCCCAGGAUCGCGAAAUGUUGGGAUGGAAGGCGCAGAUUUUGACUCGCCGUCUCCAACAGGACUAUGAAGUACUUCACGGGUGUGAGAUCACCGAGAGUGAAACUUUGUUGCCUUGGGAUAUCUCUACACGUAUUCGGGGACGUAUUAUAAAGUGGAAAACGAUCACCUUCGCGCAGUCUCCGCAACAUGGCCUCGGCCGCUAAUGCAUACUCUGAGCAGGAAAACAGAGAGCCCGACCGGCCGAGGAUAACGCGGAGAACCAGGGGGAACUAUGCCCGCACCGCGCCACUGGAUUUGGAGUAUUUGCAGCGACCAAGUUACUGUGAUGCGGGCUUUGCGUUGGAGCAGAUAUCCGAGGGGAAGGCGACUGGGAGGAAAGCACCGCUAUGGCUGAGGGCGCAGUUCCAGAGACUAUUAUUUAGGUUGGGCUGUCACAUACAAAAGAACUGCGGAAAGUUUUUGGUGGUGGGCCUCAUGAUAUUCGGUGCUUUCGCCGUUGGAUUACGGGCAGCUAAUUUGGAGACGGACGUGGAGAAACUUUGGGUAGAAGGUAAGAAACUUUUAUUUUUAUUUUCAUUGCAUGUUUUUCUAAUCGUAGCCCAUGUCCUCCACCAGCGCUUCCACACCGUCCGCUACGUCCUGAAGGAGGACAACGGGGAGCUGCCCCGCAUGUGGCUGCACUACUUCAGCGACUGGCUGCAAGGUCUCCAGCAGGCCUUUGACAGAGACUGGCGGUCCGGUCGCAUCACCCUCAACAGCUACAGGAACGGCUCAGAGGACGGGGUGCUAGCCUACAAACUACUGGUGCAGACGGGUCGCAGAGACAAACCCACCAACCUCAACCAGCUGACGCGCCAGCGGCUAGUGGACGCGGACGGCAUCAUCAACCCGGGGGCCUUCUACAUCUACCUGACCGCCUGGGUGGGCAACGACCCCGUGGCCUACGCCGCCUCCCAGGCCAACAUCCGCCCCCAGCCCCCGGAGUGGUCUCACGACCGCACCGACUCCCGGCCCGAGACACGCCUCAGCAUCCCCGCCGCGGAGCCCAUCGAAUACGCACAGUUUCCCUUCUACCUCAACGGGCUCCGAGAGACCCCCCAGUUCGUGGAGGCCAUCGAGAGCGUGCGCGCCAUCUGCACCAACUACACCCGCCAGGGCCUGGCCUCCUACCCCAACGGCUACCCCUUCCUGUUCUGGGAGCAGUAUGUCAGCCUGCGCCACUGGCUGCUGCUGUCCAUCAGCGUGGUGCUGGCCUGCACCUUCCUGGUGUGCGCCCUGUUCCUGCUCAACCCCUGGACCGCCGGGAUCAUUGUGCUGGUGCUGUCUCUGAUGACCGUGGAGCUGUUUGGCUUCAUGGGCCUGAUGGACAUCAAGCUGAGCGCCGUGCCCGUGGUCAUCCUCAUCGCCUCCGUGGGCAUCGGGGUGGAGUUCACCGUCCACGUGGCCCUGGCCUUCCUGACAGCCAUAGGGGACCGCAACAAGCGGGCCCUCCUGGCCCUGGAGCACAUGUUCGCUCCGGUGCUGGACGGGGCCUUCUCCACCCUGCUGGGCGUCCUCAUGCUGGCCGGCUCCGAGUUCGACUUCAUCGUCAGGUAUUUCUUUGCAGUGCUGGCCAUCCUCACCGUUCUAGGGGUACUCAAUGGACUGGUGCUGCUCCCUGUGUUGCUCUCCUACUUUGGACCUUAUCCCGAGGUGACGCCGGUGGACGGUGGUAGCCGCCUGCCGACCCCCUCCCCCGAGGCCCCCCCGCAGGUGGUCCACUUCUCGGUCCGCCACCACGACCCCGCCACCAACGCAUCCGGUGCCACGUCCGACUCCUCGGACUCGGAGUACAGCUCCAACACCAGCCACGACCUGCAGCAGUACGGCCUCCCGGCAGACAGGGGGCGAGCUAGAGCCGCAGGGCCAGAGGAGCAGCAGCAGCAGUACCACCUCCCCACCAGCAGGGGCAGAGCAGCUAGGACAGAGGAGGAGCGGAGGGCUGGGGCGGGUCACAGGCACUCGGCCAGGCAGACCGUGCCCCCAGCCUACAACGUAUCCUCGUCCAACCCACCUCAGGGCACGGACCCCGACCCCAACCUGGGGCUUCCCGUCGCCACGGCAACAGGGAACACCCCAAGGGCCCAGCCCCCGCCCCCGGGCCAGCCGCGCAUGGACGCUUUCGAAUCGGCCAGUGAGGCCGGGGGCCACCACGGCUCAGCGGGCUUCGGCCACAGGGACCCCAGGGCCCGCCCCUCCCAUAACAACCGGCCCAAUCACCACCCACCUCACCACUCGAACCCCGCCCCUUUCUGCCAACCCAUCACCACGGUGACCGCCUCGGCCUCCGUCACGGUGGCCGUUCACGCCGCGCCCCCCGCCUGCCAGAGCCACCCGGCCUCCUCGUACCCGGGGUACACCGCGGCGGAGGGCUACUACCCGUCAGGUGCAGCUGCUUCAAGGCCGGGGCCCGGGCCGGAGCCUGGCUUUCAGGACCCUCACGUGCCACUGGACACCCAGCCGGAGCCCGGCGGAGCCAAGAUGGACGCCAUGGAGCUGCAGGACAUGGAGUCUGAGGCCGACGAGAGGAACUACAGACGGGCGAGCUGAGGGGGUGGAGAGCGAAAGCACAACGACCAAAGAUUGGACACAUUGGUAUUGUUACGCAGCUGUCCCAGCUCCGUCUGAACCAGCCCUGC
Gadus chalcogrammus (walleye pollock) is the source of this 3432-nucleotide messenger RNA. RefSeq names its product patched 1 (gene ptch1). Gene Ontology annotation, cellular component: plasma membrane. Gene Ontology annotation, molecular function: smoothened binding; hedgehog receptor activity; hedgehog family protein binding. Lineage: Eukaryota; Metazoa; Chordata; Actinopteri; Gadiformes; Gadidae. The record is from RefSeq and is a predicted model, not a curated record. Gene Ontology annotation, biological process: smoothened signaling pathway.